Messenger RNA from Serinus canaria (Common canary), 6005 nucleotides. Its product is annotated as guanine nucleotide-binding protein G(q) subunit alpha-like. The transcript is spliced from 8 exons. Gene Ontology annotation, biological process: adenylate cyclase-modulating G protein-coupled receptor signaling pathway; action potential; phospholipase C-activating dopamine receptor signaling pathway. Gene Ontology annotation, cellular component: heterotrimeric G-protein complex. Gene Ontology annotation, molecular function: GTPase activator activity; GTPase activity; GTP binding. The record is from RefSeq and is a predicted model, not a curated record. The coding region runs from base 502 to 1500 and encodes 332 amino acids. Lineage: Eukaryota; Metazoa; Chordata; Aves; Passeriformes; Fringillidae.
ACAUAUUCAUUGAUUGUCCCACACUAAACAAAUAUGUAAUAAUGAUUUCCCUCAAAUCAUUAACAUAUUUUCCGUCCCCUUUACUCGUGCAUUCUUCUUUCCUGGGGGUCUCUCUGGUGGUCCCUGGUGUUCCUAGACCCCAGUGUUCCAGGUGACCUGGCUGAGUUGGCAGGACACUGAGGCUGGCGAACUUCCAGUUCUCCUUCUUACACAAUGGGCAUUAAGCAGUUUCUGUAGGCCAGUAGUUUCAGAGAAUAAGCAUUGUGUUCGUUCACCAGGUGAAGGCCAUUUAUUAUCUGGUAACACACCUCUAAGGAAAAGAAAAGAAUUAGUUGCCUAGCCGACAGUGAGAGUGCUCAUCCUUCCUCUUCCAUCAUGGUGCAGGCAUCUCCUGUAUCACACCAGGAAGCAUGAAAGCCUCAGCAGUCCAACUGCUGUUGGAUAUACUUCAAAAGCUUUUUAGGCACAGGAGAGAGUGGCAAAAGCACGUUCAUCAAACAGAUGAGAAUUAUCCAUGGAUCAGGUUACUCUGAUGAAGACAAAAGGGGCUUUACGAAAUUGGUGUACCAGAAUAUAUUUACAGCAAUGCAGGCUAUGAUCAGAGCCAUGGAUACCCUCAAAAUCCCAUAUAAGUACGACCAUAAUAAGGCUCAUGCACAGUUAGUUCGAGAAGUCGAUGUAGAGAAGGUGUCAACUUUUGAAAACCCCUAUGUAGAUGCACUGAGAAGUUUAUGGAAUGACCCUGGAAUCCAGGAAUGUUAUGAUAGACGACGAGAAUAUCAGUUAUCAGAUUCAACAAAAUAUUACCUUAACGACUUGGACCGCAUAGCAGAUUCAGACUAUCUGCCAACUCAGCAAGAUGUGCUUAGAGUUCGAGUCCCAACAACAGGGAUCAUCGAAUACCCAUUUGACUUACAAAGCGUCAUUUUCAGAAUGGUGGAUGUAGGAGGCCAACGAUCGGAAAGAAGAAAAUGGAUACACUGCUUUGAAAAUGUCACAUCUAUCAUGUUCCUAGUAGCUCUUAGUGAAUAUGAUCAAGUGCUUGUGGAGUCUGACAAUGAGGACCCCCCCUGCUCCAACAGAAGUACACCUGACACUUCAGGAGGACUGCAGCCACUUUUUCCAACUGGACUGCUACCAACACCCUGGUGUCAGAAUCGAAUGGAAGAAAGCAAAGCACUCUUUAGGACAAUUAUCACGUAUCCAUGGUUCCAGAAUUCUUCGGUCAUUCUGUUCUUAAAUAAAAAAGAUCUUUUAGAGGAGAAAAUUAUGUACUCCCAUUUAGUUGAUUAUUUCCCAGAGUAUGAUGGACCACAACGGGAUGCACAAGCAGCACGAGAGUUCAUCUUGAAGAUGUUUGUAGACCUGAAUCCAGAUAGUGACAAAAUUAUCUACUCCCACUUCACUUGUGCUACAGACACAGAGAAUAUACGCUUUGUCUUUGCUGCUGUCAAGGACACGAUUCUACAGUUAAACCUGAAGGAAUACAACUUGGUCUAACUGUGCCUAAGAGGCCCUCCAAAACCACCUUUGUGUGAUUGAAGAUGCACAAUAGGGACUGGAUUAUCUGUGAAAACAAGUUGCAUAAUACUAAUUUAUUGCUGGCCUGCACUCUGUGAAUGUUCAGAGUUUUUUAGUUGAUAUUAUGAUUUUAUUUAAACUAUAUGGAGGAAAACCAAAAGAUGCUGAAGUACAUUCACAGUACAUUUUCUUAUUUUUUAGGCAAAAUCUUGUGACUCAGUGGUUUCUAAAUUCUCAGUCAUACACUCACAAAGGAUAACAGGUUUUUGCUACCGCAGCAAAAUCAAGCAGGUUUCCUCUUUCCCUGACCCUUUCUCUCCUUCCUUCCUCCCCCGCUAUGUUUUAAAAGUACAAUGGCCAUUUUACCACUUGCAUUCCUUGAUAAUAUAUUUUCUGUUGAGUGACUUGGCCAAGAAAAUUCCUAUCAUCAGAAGUGAUCAGUCAUUCAAAUUUUACAGAAUAUGCUUUCUUUAAAGGAUCAGAAGUAUUGAUAAUAUGAUUUUUUUAAUUCUUAAAAUUAGUGUUCUCAUUCUGUCUUCACUUCUGAGACUAGAAUAUUGGGAAUUGUAAACUAAAAAUAGUUAUGUAUGGAUUUAGAAUUUAAACAUACUUUCCCAGUUCAGAAAGAUGCAUAGAAGACAGUAAUAAAAUAAAGACAUAAACCUCAGAUGUUCAUAGAAUAUCACUGAAUCUCUUUUUAAUUGCCAUGUGCCAUUAUUUUCUCUUCUCUUUAUUCACUAAUGAGAAGUAGAAAUGUCAUGGACACUACAUUUUCCUCAGUGGCUACGUCCAGAAACAGGGGAAGGGGUUUAUUUUUCAGUUGCGUGCAUUUUUUCUCAAGUUAGAGCUUUUUAAAAGUGUUUUUCCAUGGUAGAAAAGAAAUUUUUUUGCUGUAUAAAAUCUUGCCAAAUAUGGCUUUUUAUGAAACCAAUACUUUUGAAACAUAAGAUAGUGAUUGAAAUGCCAAACUAAUGGAUUGGGAAUUGACCUGAUUGAGUCAACUGCCAAAUGAUAAACAUAGUUUUAACUAAUAUGUUCCUGUUUUUAUUGUGUUCCAUUUUCUAAUGCCAAAAACAACAGUGUGAGUGAAUAUGCUACUCAGUAUACGUGUAUAGAAGACAGCUUAAAUCUCUCCUUAUGUCAGAGAUGGCAUGAGAUUGCAUAAAAUGUUUUUUCUAAUAAUAUCAAGCACCUUGUUUAUUACUGAUGAAUGAUCACAUUCAGAAACCUUUCUUGAUAAGGUUGCCUCUUAACCCAUUCACAGACAUUUUAUAGGUUUCAUGCAAAAUAGUCUCUCUUGAUGUUCUUUAGAAACAUUUCUUAAUACAAAUCACUCUUGAAAUUUAAACAUGAAAAUUUUUAAUAACAAAAAUGUAGUACCCAUCAAUGAGCAGCUUGGGUUGAAAGGUAUUUUUUGACCAGGUGCAUGAUUGCUAGCAAGCUACAGAGAACUCUGAGGUCAGACAUUGAAUUACUUACAUUACCAAGUAGCAAUAGGGUGCACUUAGCACAGAAGCUGCUGCCUCUCAACAGCGAAGGAGAGGUGGAAAAACAAUCUCUUAUUACUUGAGUAACAAAGUUAACAAUAAAUACUAAUGAGAUGUUUUUCAUCCUUAAUACUCCCUACUCUAAAACAACAUUAAUAAGAAUAGUUGCUAGUUUUUGUUCCCUCAUAAAACACCUUAUAAUUGGAAACUGAUUGUAGGUAUAGUGCAAUUAUGAAUGCUAUAAUCAUUGUACAUACAUAUAUGCCAACAUCCAUAUUGGCUUUAUAUUCAUCAAUUUUUGGCAAAUUGAUUGUGCUGUGAUGAUAUGUAUCUAUGUAAUUGUAUAAUAUGUCUUAUAGCUGAUUCACAUUUUAAAUAAUGUUAUUUUAUUUACUUUUUAAAGAGAGGAAUGUAAAUUUUUUUCAGUUUAUUCCUGACUAGGUAUUUGUUGGUUUUAUUUAAAAAGCAACAAAAAAGCUUAUCAUAGUACAGAAUUGUAGUAGCAUUGUGCUAUAUAGAAUCAUUUGAACAUUCCUGAGUAAAAGUAAAUUGGAGGCACACAGAGGACAGUCAUAAUCAAAACAAUGCUUAAAUCUUGUCAGGGCUUUAUACAGAUGUAGAAGCUGUUUUUGUUAGAAGAAUUUAUGCCAUUAUAUCUAGGAUUAGAACAUAAGCUCGGAAAUAUCAAUUUGUAUUUGGCAGAUUCAACUUCAGUUAAUUUUACCUUUCUAAUAGCCUUUUUUAGAAAAGUCAAAUUAGAGACAUUUCAAAUCAUUGAACAUAAGUACUAAUGGGUAUAUUCUAUUUCCCUAAAAAUAAAAUAAAACCAUCAGGUCAGUUAAACAUUAAUUCAGAAAUUACAGAAACCUUAGACUUAACAACAACAAUGUUGCUAAUGUUAAAAAUUUUAAGGAGUUAAAAUUUGUUUUAUAAAGCUAAAGCACAUAGUUGAAGGCUAUAAAAAGUGACACUGACAUUCUAAAUGUAUCAUCAGAACAGCUUUUCUUAUUAUAUAUGUAAUUCUAACAUUGUCCCUGAUCUUACUUAUAAACAUAACAAAUCUUCUGUUUUAACUGUUGACUCUGGAGUGUGUGAUAAUAUCCUCUCUUUCAGCCUGUGAAUACAUUGGCCACCAUGGAUUUAGUGAUAUAAAUAGAACUGUAGGGGAAAAAAGAUGCAAAAACAUGCCAGUAUUGUCUUAUGAAGGUUUGGGUUUGUUUUAUUAUGGGAUAUCAGGGGAGUGUAUGGGGUUUUAAGUUUUAGUAUAAAAAAGAUUUGUAUAAAAACAAAUCAAAAAUUUACUCACACUUUAUAGACAUAUUGUGAUUGCAAAAUUCAAAUGUGUAUGCCACCGGUCCACUUUUGGUAUAUUUUAAUUGAGUUGAACCUGUGACAAUGUUUAGAUCAUUAAAAAUAUUCUGAAAAAAUAUAAUCAGCAUGUUAAUGCAAGCCUUACAUAACUCACCUAAAACAGCAUUGCAGUGUGACAGUGUUUACAAAAACAUUUAAUUUUUAAAUGACAGGUGUUCUCAUUUGCAAUGUAUUCCAUUGCUGUUGCUGUUUUAAUUGGCGAUUUCCACUAUGCAUUAUAGUGCUUGAGUCUAAAAGUAUGUGCCUCGAACAUGAAGCUGAAGGCAAAAAUAAGACAGGAACCCUUUUAAUUUUGCAAAAUUACAUUGUUUCAUUGAAUGUCAUAAAUGGGAGAGGAGAAAAGGAAAACAUUGGGAAGCUAUUCUAGGUGUACAAGAAAGCUGUAAAUAUGUUUUACAAAAACCUUAAACUUGCUUUUUCCUUAGUUAGCUGGGACUUUGUUUACAUAUAUAGGAUGAUGAAGCUAUAAGGGCAGUUUACUUUUAUAAUUCAGACCUCUGAUUUUCAAGGUAACCUGUAAUUUUAAAUCAUACUUCCACAUGAUUAUGAAGCACUUUUUAAAGUUUGAAAGUGGAGAAGAGGCUUUAUGCUGGUUAUCCAUCAGAACUGCCUGCAUGAUUUGCAAAAACUUUAAAAGGUGAUAAAAGGGCUGCAUAUGAAGAUAUUGCUAGACUCUGAGCUUUUGGUUAUGAGAGGCAAGACUUUCAGAUUGCUCAACUUAAUGGCCCUUCCCUUGUUAUGCAUUUUUCACAAAAUAUUGAAAUAAUAGGAGAAAACAGAGACAUGUUAACCCAUAUGGAAAAGAAAAAUAAUGCCCAAAUAAUUUAUUAUAUGUGCUGCUAGUACUGAAGGUCUGUGCAUGAUUAUCCUGCAUAACAUUAGCAAAGUAAUGAAGUGUGCACAGUAUAUUAACAAAGCCUACAAAUUACCUACCUGUAGUUAAGAAAUCAAUAAAUUAAAUAUGUUGUGGAGGGUGUCGCAAGUAAGGAAAUUAAAAUGGUCUGUUGUAGAUAAUAAAUGGUUAUUUGAGGCCUUCACACUUUUGCAGAUAAAGUCCCUCUUUGGACAUAAACAACUAAGAUUGUAUGUCCCUGUCCAAUUUGCUAGUUUAGUAGAGAUCAUGAAAAACAAUGUGUUUUGGUUCGAAAAGAAUGACUAAUAGUUCCUCUUUUUUGUUGUUGUUUUUGCUUUUAUUUACCAUUUUAAUAAUCAAUCAAAACAAACAUUUCCAUGUAAUCAGUAAUCCAUUGAGGGUCAUUGUUUAUCUAGUUACAGGGUUUUUACUGUAACUUUCACUCGAGCUUUUUUACAGUAGCUAUGUUGCAGGAAAAAAAGAAUUGAAGAAUCAUUUGGGCAAAGCUGAUGUUGAAGGUAGUGUCAAAAAUGCAAGGGAAUUCAACCAAAUCAAUCUUACUCUUGGUAAUAAGACUGCUGUUUUUGUGAUGUUAGGGGUUCUUCUAUCAAAAGAUGGUAUAAGAUGAAGUCUUGCUGGAUUUCUUAUUUAUCAUGCUGCAGAAAAUCCUUUCUGUUUGCCAAUAUAUUGGAAGGGGAGUCAGAUACAUUUUUAAAAUUUGCAGUGUUUAACAAAAUAAAGAUCAUAUUUGUUAUUCUGAAGUGUCAUUUAAA